AUGGAAGCGCACCCAGCACGCCACUCAGAACAAGGCUCUCGUCCAAAGAAGGGACGAACGGAAGAUAAGAAGGAACGAGAUAACAAGAAAACGGGUCCUUUGGGAAGAAGCCAGAACUACACGCCCUUGAAUGCUCUAUUUGAUCAGGUGCUCAUGCAAAUCAAAGACGACCCUUCUCUAAAAUGGCCAGAGAAGAUGAAAGGAGAUCCCAAUAAGUACAAUAAGAGUAAAUAUUGUCACUUCCAUAGGGACCAUAGGCAUGACACGAAUGAAUGUUAUGACCUAAAGCAGCAAAUUGAGAAUCUUAUUAGACAAGGAAAGCUGAGGCACUUCGUUGGAAGGGAUCAUAAAGAUGAGAAGUUGAAAGGAAAAAUGGAGGAAUCGUCCCGACCCCCACUAGGAGAGAUAAGGAUUAUCAUUGGAGGAAACUCGACGGGGCAAUCUUCCAAGUCGAAGAAGACAUAUCUCAAAGUGGUGCAAAACAUCCAACUCUCUCGACGAUCACCAAGGAUGAGAUCAAUGGACGAGCUGGCCAUUUCCUUCACCGAUGAAGAUGUUGAGAGGAUCUAUCACCCGCAUGAUGAUGCAAUUGUCAUUACUCUGCUUAUUGCAGAUUAUACAACCAGAAGAGUGUUAGUUGACAAUGGAAGCUUAGCAGAUAUAUUGUACUACCCUGACUUCUAA
This is a messenger RNA of Quercus lobata, 684 nucleotides long. RefSeq lists its product as uncharacterized. Bases 1 to 684 code for a protein of 227 amino acids. The transcript has a single exon. Lineage: Eukaryota; Viridiplantae; Streptophyta; Magnoliopsida; Fagales; Fagaceae. The record is from RefSeq and is a predicted model, not a curated record.